AGAUGGCGCCCGGCUCGUCAGGUGAUUCAUCGGGUCAAUUUUCUUCUUAAUGCAAAGUCCUGUGGGCAACCAUGGCGUUCAACAAGAUGGUAGAUGACCAAGUAGUUCCACAGUUUUCCAAAUUUCUCCAUGAUGAUCCCUAUGUUAAACCUUACCAGACUGAGAUAGAGAGAAGGUACAAGUGUUUGUCCAGUCUAAAGAAUGAUAUUGAAAAGAAUGAGGGUGGAAUGGAGAAAUUCAGCAGAGGUUAUGAAAGGUUUGGGAUCAACAGGACUCCAGAGGGUUUGAUGUACCGUGAAUGGGCACCAGCCGCUCAUGGAGUGUAUCUCACUGGAGACUUCAAUGGCUGGUCCAGAACUUCUCAUCCAUGUACCAGAAAUGAAUUUGGAGUCUGGGAGCUAGCCCUUCCUUAUAAGGAGGAUGGCUCAUCGCCAAUCCCCCACGGAUCAAAAGUUAAGGUUUCAAUUCAGCUUGAAAAUGGUAAUUUAGUGGACCGCAUUUCUCCUUGGAUUCGUUAUGCCGUGUGUCCCGAGGACAACAUUCUGUAUGAAGGAAUCCACUGGGACCCUCCACAGCCAUACCAGUGGCAGCACAGCCGUCCCAAGAAAACCUCAGGCUUGCGAAUUUACGAGGCGCACGUUGGGAUAGCCUCACCGGAACCAAAGGUAGCAAGUUACAAAGAUUUUGCACUCAACGUCAUUCCACGAAUAAAGAAAUUAGGAUACAACUGCAUACAGCUUAUGGCUGUCAUGGAGCAUGCGUAUUACGCCUGUUUUGGUUACCAGGUUACCAAUUUCUUCGCUGCUUCCAGCCGUUAUGGUACGCCAGAGGAGUUGAAAGAACUCAUAGAUGUAGCACACGGUAACGGCAUUUUAGUACUACUAGAUGUGGUGCACAGUCAUGCCGCGAAGAAUGUAAUGGAUGGCUUGAACGAAUUUGAUGGAUCACAAAGCUGCUAUUUCCAUGGGAGCGGUCGUGGAUUUCAUUCAUUGUGGGACAGUCGACUGUUCGACUACACUCAGUGGGAGGUGCUCCGAUUCCUUCUGUCCAACCUUCGCUGGUACAUGGAAUAUUACCAUUUCGAUGGCUUCCGGUUUGAUGGUGUUACGUCAAUGAUUUACCACGACCACGGAAUGGGACAUGGAUUUGGUGGAGAUUAUCCGGAUUAUUUUGGACUUGGAGUAGAUACGGAGUCACUUAUCUACCUCAUGUUAGCCAAUGACAUGCUGCAUACAAUUUAUCCUGAUGUUAUCACGAUUGCCGAGGUUCUAAAAGAGCUGAAGGACGAGAACUGGCACAUGUGGGACAUUGUCUGGACUCUCAUCAAUCGACGCCACAACGAGAAAACCAUUGCGUAUACAGAGAGUCAUGACCAGGCCCUUGUCGGCGACAAGACUAUUGCCUUCUGGUUAAUGGAUAAAGAGAUGUACACGCAUAUGUCGGAGACAAUGCCGCUGACCCGCAUCAUCGAUAGAGGAUUAGCACUACACAAGAUGAUUAGAUUAAUAACCUUUGCUCUGGGAGGGGAAGGCUACUUGAAUUUCAUUGGAAAUGAAUUCGGACAUCCUGAAUGGUUGGAUUUCCCACGCGAGGGGAACAACAACAGCUAUCACUAUGCACGCAGGCAGUUUAAUCUAGUGGAUGAUCCGCUGCUUAGAUACAAGUGUCUGUUCGAGUUUGACCGGGCCAUGAUGCAGCUGGAGGAAAAAUACCAUUGGCUAGAGUCUUCUCAGGCCUACGUUAGCUGUCACCACGAGGAUGACAAAAUCAUCGUAUUUGAAAGAGCCUCCUUGAUGUGGGUUUUCAACUUUCAUCCCACCAAGAGUUUCGCUGACUACAGAAUCGGCGCCAGCAUCGCUGGAAAAUACAGAAUAGUUUUGGAGACAGAUUCAACUGAGUACGGGGGGCACAAGCGAUUGGAUCCAAACUGUGAAUACUUCGUAGACAGCCAGCCAUGGCAUGACAGACCAUUCUCUCUUCUAGUCUACAUUCCUUGCCGUAGUGCUCUUGUUCUAGCUCCUGUAUAACAUUUACUUCAUGGACCUAUUUAACAGAUCGUGUGGGAAUCUCUGGAAUUGUUUUUACACUGAGAAGAAUUGCCCUUUGUAUGUGGUGGACGCAGUUCUUCACAGGAUAUAUUAUAUCAUUAAACUUACUCAGCCAUUUACUUGUGGCAUAUUGUACGUCGACAUACAAGUUUUUCUUUAUUUGAGCUGAAACAUUUUACAGCAAGAAAAUUACAUUCUUAAAAAAAGGAAUAAUGUAAGAACUUCACUACACAAGAUCAUGAUCAUUACUCCGGAUUGGAAGUCGAGUGAGUUUUCCCUUUUUAGGUUAUUGCAGAGUGUAUUGAGAAGUAUUUUUUGUACGAGAAAAGUAUGAAUCAUAUGGCAGAAUUAUCCUCCUUUAAGUUUAAAGCUUGUUAAAGAGUGUAGUCAAUUUUGAUAAGGAAACGAUGGAGUCGUUUGACGAUUUACCGUAUAUUAAUUAGAUAUUAAAUUUUGGUGUUAACCCUCUAACUCCCAUGAGUGACCAAGACAGAAUUUGUCCUUACAAUAUCAAUACAAUAUCAAGCAGACAACUGACGAGAAUAAAGAAAAAUAUCAAUUAGGGAAUUAUUAGUUGAUCUGGUACCUAAUUCUCCGAAUUUUCGUCAUACGUUCAGUAAGGAGAGCUGGUAGUCAGAUAUUAGUAGUGAAGAGGUGAAUGGUAAGGGUUGAUUGGUAUUAGCGUGUAACGUAUGAGGUGAUGGGUGUCGUUGUAUAGAGGAGCAAUCAAUAGAAAAUAAACAGUUCACUUGGGACA
Messenger RNA from Stylophora pistillata, 2805 nucleotides. RefSeq names its product 1,4-alpha-glucan-branching enzyme. The record is from RefSeq and is a predicted model, not a curated record. NCBI's taxonomy places the organism in Eukaryota, Metazoa, Cnidaria, Anthozoa, Scleractinia, Pocilloporidae. Gene Ontology annotation, cellular component: cytoplasm. Gene Ontology annotation, molecular function: 1,4-alpha-glucan branching enzyme activity; cation binding; hydrolase activity, hydrolyzing O-glycosyl compounds. Gene Ontology annotation, biological process: glycogen biosynthetic process.